AUACCAGCAGAUAAGCGUCGCAUAUAUAUAAGCGCGGCGCCUGUUAUCGCAGAAGUAAACUCAGUUACACUGAUCAGUCGGUCACGGCCAGCAGGAUGUCUUACGGCGGAGUAAACGAGAGCAUUCACGAAUAUGCGAAGCAAAAGAAUGCUGUUAUCGUCGAUCUACGAAGCGACACGCUUACGAAGCCAACCGAGGCGAUGAGGAAAGCUAUGUUCGAGGCGCUAGUAGGGGAUGAUGUCUAUGAGGAAGAUCCUACUGUAAAAGAAUUACAAAGAAAGGCUGCAGCGUUUCUUGGAAAGGAAGAUGCGCUUUUUAUUAGCUCUGGUACGAUGGGAAACCUGAUCGCUGUUAUGAAUCACUGCGAUGUGCGUGGUAGCGAAGUCUACUGCGGAAACCAGUCGCAUGUGUUCCUUCAUGAACAGGCUGGUGCGGCGCAGGUAGCCGGCGUGAGCGUCUUCACUCUGCCUAACAACGACGACGGUACGUUCGAUCUGAAGAGCCUCAAGAGCGCGAUUCGCGUAGAUCGAAUACACGAGCCGAUCUCGAAGCUGGUCACGGUGGAGAACACGCUCAACGGAAAGGUCGUACCUCAGUGGUGGAUCGAGGAAUUGGCGGUGGUGGCGAGGAAGCAUAAUCUUAAGAUGCACUUGGACGGCGCGCGACUGUGGAAUGCCUCGGUAGAGUCGAAGAUCCCGGCGAAGGAUCUGGUCGCUCCGUUCGACUCGGUUACGUUUUGCCUGAGCAAAGGACUGGGCGCUCCCGUGGGGUCCGUGCUCUGCGGAAGCAAGAGUUUCAUCGCUGACGCGAGGAGAAGGCGCAAGGUGUUGGGCGGCGCUAUGCGACAGGUCGGCGUGAUCGCCGCGGCCGGGCUCGUCGCCCUGGAGCAGACGGUGCCACGACUAGCGGAGGAUCACCGACGAGCACGGAUUAUCGCGGAAGCAAUCAAUCAGUUGAAUUCUAAGAUAUUCAGUGUAGACCUGAAAACCGUGCACACCAACAUGGUAUUCGUGAACGUGAAUACCGACAGCGGUAUCGUCGCCGGGACUCUCAUGACGAGGCUGCACGAAGUGAACGAUUCCUACGACGACGACAAGAUCAUAAUCAGAUGUCUGGCCCUCACGGAAAGCUUGCUCAGACUGGUUCUUUAUUACGACAUCGAUGAUUCGAUGGUGACUGCUGCUGUGCGUAAAUUAAAAUAUGUCAUCAAGCAAUUGGAUCCCCCCAAAGUAAAUCCCCCCUCCAAAAAAUUUAAAGAUUUACUUUUUCAGUUUUAAAAAAAAAAGCAAAUAAAAAAUAUUAUUACAGCAUCAAAUAUUAUCUUAGUAUGUAUUGAAAUUUGAAAUAUACGUGUAUACACUUUAUAUAUAUAUUUAAAUAAAGCAUUUUGAAUAGCUUGAUACUGAUAA
Wasmannia auropunctata (little fire ant) is the source of this 1409-nucleotide messenger RNA. RefSeq names its product probable low-specificity L-threonine aldolase 2. The transcript has 4 exons. The record is from RefSeq and is a predicted model, not a curated record. Gene Ontology annotation, cellular component: cytosol. Gene Ontology annotation, biological process: L-threonine catabolic process; glycine biosynthetic process. The coding region runs from base 96 to 1277 and encodes 393 amino acids. Gene Ontology annotation, molecular function: L-allo-threonine aldolase activity. Lineage: Eukaryota; Metazoa; Arthropoda; Insecta; Hymenoptera; Formicidae.